AUGUCCGUGAAAGCUGAAAAAGGUGAAGAGAGACUACGGAGAAAUCAAGGCGAACCUUGCAAUAACCAACCAAGAGGGACACAAGGGAAGACAACCAAUAAGCAACAGCCACAUCAAACUGGACGUACUCUUAAAUAAGUGAAACUAAACAAAUUAAUGUAAUUGUUUGGUCAGAGAAAGUCUUGAUUUAAAUAUCUAUUUUCCUAAGUACAUGGGGAAUGUAGUGCCAGUGUUUCUUCUUUGAGUAUUAAUCAAACUAAAAAUGACAUUGGGAUAAAUUGCCAUUUAAGGAUCUACAAUAAGAUUUAACGUUCACCGACACUGAGGUGAUAUCCGAAGCAACCAACCAAUUUCUGCAAAAAGCACUAUCCACCUCCCGAGUAUAUGUUAAUGUCAUAUCUUUUUUUAUAGAGUUUUCUGUAAAGAAGCAAAGACAACUUCCUUCCAGCAUGAG
Messenger RNA from Paramuricea clavata, 454 nucleotides. Lineage: Eukaryota; Metazoa; Cnidaria; Anthozoa; Malacalcyonacea; Plexauridae. The record is from the annotation of a GenBank genome assembly.